Molecule: messenger RNA, 2631 nt
Organism: Pistacia vera
Lineage: Eukaryota; Viridiplantae; Streptophyta; Magnoliopsida; Sapindales; Anacardiaceae
Product: RINT1-like protein MAG2L
Exons: 4
Coding region: 89-2617 (842 amino acids)
Biological process (GO): retrograde vesicle-mediated transport, Golgi to endoplasmic reticulum; endoplasmic reticulum to Golgi vesicle-mediated transport; regulation of ER to Golgi vesicle-mediated transport
Cellular component (GO): Dsl1/NZR complex
Source: RefSeq, a predicted model, not a curated record
AAGGCCUCUUCCAAAAGACAGACAAAGGUGUUUUAAGAAAAUAUUUUGAAUAUUAAUUCAAGUCAGACUUAGAAGUUAGACCUGUGGCAUGAAUGUUGCAGAGUUGGUCAUGGAGCCUCUUGUUUUGCCCAAACACUCUGACCUCUUUCCACACCAAGUAGGAUUUCUAGAUCAACAUUUUGAAACCCUUAAAGAUUUUCCCGUCUCUUCACAUCUCUUCACCUCACUCAAUAACUCUUGUUCCGAUUUGGACACUCAGUUCUUUUCCCUCGAGACCCAUCUUUCAAAACACGCCGUUUCUUGGAUUUCUCGCUCAUUUCCGGCCAAAACCGCUCUUCACAAACUCAAUCUCAAGCUAGCAUCGAUUCAAUACGGGACUGGUUCCAAGAAAAUUCAGCAGAUUUUGUUCGAGUUGUCUCAAUUUGCUGAAGAAUUGCGACGAAUUCAGAAUAUUCAUAAUUAUGUUGAUACUACUCUAGAGUUAGAAACUUUGGUUGGAGAUCUUGAAGAUGAAGUUUUCUUUGCAGUGAAUCACCCCAAUGGGAAUAUAUUCUCGGCGAAGCGUUCAAAUUCAUCAAUAACUGCGGACUUUCAACCAAAAAAUGAAAGGUUGGUUCAAGCCUUAAAAGUUCUUAAUGGGAUUGAAGAAGUACUGGUUCGUGUUGCAAAAAUCCAACCCCAGUGGCAUCAUCUUUUGAAAUCUGUUGAUAUUAGAGUGGAUAAGUUGUUGGCUGUUCUUCGGCCGCAAGUGUUUGCAGAUCAUCGCAAUCUUCUUGCUUCUAUAGGAUGGCCACCAAAACUUGUAACGUCAGAAAGUGGGAGUGCAGAUAUCCGUGGCAUUCCAAAUCCCCUAGUUUCAGUGCAAGGAAGCCAAAGGGAGUGUUACUAUCAAAGUGCACUUGCUCUUUGCGCUUUGCAGCAUCUGCAGACACGAAGGGAAAAGCGACAGCUUAAUCUUUUUGGGCAGGAGCGUGAUGCUGGCAUUUGGGUCAUUGACGAACUGGUAUCUCCUUUUGCAUCACGAAUAGAAUAUCAUUUCUUAAGAUGGGUUGAGCAGCCUGAAUAUAUUUUUGCUCUUUUGUAUAAAAUCACUAGGGACUUAAUUUUGGGAGUAGAUGAUGUUUUGGGCCCUUCAAUUGACAAGGCAAGAUUGCGAACCUAUGGUGCUAAAGCAGCUUGGGUUUCUGCAAUGGUACAAAUGCUUUCUAAAUUUUUGGCAAAAAGCAUUUUUCCAUCUCUUUGUGAAAGAUACAAGGAGAAACAUGAGAGAGCAGAAGUGAUGUCUUCAUGGCUUCAUCUGAUAGACCAUAUUAUUGCAUUUGAUAGAAAGAUGCAAUCAGUCCUAAGUUUAGAAAAUUAUUUCUUCUUGAAGGACACUGAUAUGUUUGAAGGGCUUUCAAGAAGCAUAUCAGUAUUAAUGCUUUUUUCUGACCAGCCAAAAUGGCUUAAUGUUUGGGCAAAGAUAGAGCUCAAGAAUGCCUGGAGAAAACUAAAAGCAGAACUGAAAGAUGAGAGAGCAUGGUUAAUUGACAACAUAGGUAAUUUUGACCUUCAUAUAGAGAAAGAGUCUGAACAAUUUUUACUCUCUACAAGAGAACAUCAUAAAUCUCCACUCAUAGCAGAAUCUGCUAUUAGAUUUUCCUGGGAAAUGAUUGAACGGUGUCAAACUUUUCCAGCCGUUUUACCACGUAUUCAGUUUAUAAGGUCAACAGCAGCCAAAUUCCUCUGGCAUUUUCUUAAUGUCUUGUUGUUUCGGUGCAAGGGCAUUGAAUCAUAUCUGGACAAUCCUGAUGUCGAAAUCCUUAUGACAAUAUGUGGAUCAAUCAAUGCUGCCAGGUAUGUUGAAUCUAAACUGCGAGAAUGGAGUGAGGAUGUGAACUUUUUGGAGAUGACUGCUGCUGAAAAUGAUUCUAACAUCUCUAGAAAAAAUCAUGUAACAUAUGAUAAUAGCUGCUUCUUUUGGGAAGAAAUCAAAAGUUUGCUAGAGUUUGAGACAAAUUGGCUUAUGGAGAUAGUAGCGGCUCUUCUUCGUCAAUUUGAAACUCUUUCCUGGGAGUAUAUCCAAAAUAAGGAUCGUUUCGACCAAGAGCAAGAGCAAGAAGAAUUUUUUGAAACUCUUUCUUGGGAGUAUAUCCAAGAUAAGGAUCAUUUCGAGGGAGAGCAAGAAGAAUUUACUAAGGAAAGAGAUUCAGUUGCAUCGAUCGAUUUUGUUGAAUCAUUGGAUGCUUUGAGGAGACGGCUUAGUGCUUGUAAGAUGAGUCUUAAUCCAAAGGACUUCAUAGAUUUAUGGCGAAGUGUCGCUGACGGGCUUGACCAUUUUAUCUUCUGCAGCAUUUUUACAAACAAGAUUCAGUUUUCAAGCAAUGGGAUGAAUCUGUUUGAAGCUGAUAUGGAAGCAUUGUUUCUGGUUUUCAAACCUUUUUGUGGUCGCCCAGAAGCAUUUUUUCCUUGUAUUAGAGAGACUCUUAGUGUGUUAAAGAUUAGUGAGGGAGAAUUAAAGCAGUUGCAAGUGGCUUUGUGUAAUGAUAAAAAUAGAUCAAAAUACUUGCAUUCUUUGGGAAUUUCUCACUUGUCAUUUGACCAAAUUGAUAAAAUUUUGAGCAGUAGGAAGUUGUGAAGUUUUUUUUUUUU